Carassius auratus (goldfish) is the source of this 3754-nucleotide messenger RNA. RefSeq names its product transmembrane protein 132C-like. The transcript has 5 exons. The coding region runs from base 35 to 1951 and encodes 638 amino acids. NCBI's taxonomy places the organism in Eukaryota, Metazoa, Chordata, Actinopteri, Cypriniformes, Cyprinidae. The record is from RefSeq and is a predicted model, not a curated record.
ACAGUCAUUUCUCCUGCAGAGAACAACACUGGAGAUGAUCAGAAAGAUGGGUGGAUUGAAAAAGGUGCAAAUUGCAAGAACAGAGAUGGAAGCAAAGGUGUCUCUUGGUUGUGACGAGGUGCUGGUGAACGGGAAAGAGAAGAAUGGGCAUGUCUCUCUUCAAGUGAACUUUACCUACCUCUAUUUGACCAGCCAAUUAGAGCUCACCGUCUGGGUGCCACGGUUACCGCUGCAGAUUGACGUCUCUGAUGCCGAACUCAGCCAAGUUAAAGGAUGGAGGGUACCCAUCAUCACCAACAAGAGACCGACACGGGACAGUGAGGAUGAUGAGGAGGAUGAGAGGAAGGGCAGAGGCUGUGCCUUGCAGUAUCAGUACGCUCUGGUGCGUGUCCUCACACACUUCGUGGCCGAGCCAGUUAGCCCUGGUGGGGAGCUUGUGCACAUGCUAGGUUCUGAUUGGUCAGCUGACAUCACAGAGAUGGUCCUGGACUUCCUGAAAGUGGAAGAUACAAGCAUUGCCCGACUAAUUGACGGAAGGGUGCUGGUGGGAAGAGACCCGGGGAUCACCAAUAUACAGGUGAUAUCCCCCUUUUCUGACUCUAUUCUGGCUGAGAAGACCAUCACAGUGGUGGAUGAUAAAGUGACCAUCAGUGAUCUGGGAGUUCAGCUUGUGGGCUCUUUGAGUCUCUCACUGCAGGCCAGUUCCACCAACAACAGAGCCUUCUACAUCACAACCACUGCUCAGGACCUGUUGCACACACCCAAACAGGAAGCCAUUAUCAGUGCAUGGAUUCAGUACAGCGAUGGCUCUGUGACUCCUCUUGAUAUCUAUGACCCUAAAGAUUUCACUGUAACCAUCACCUCACUGGAUGAGAACGUGGUCUCCACCUAUCAGGAUCAGUCCCAACGCUGGCCUGUGGUAGUGGCAGAAGGCGAGGGACAGGGAGCGCUACUGCGCGUGGAGAUGAUGAUCUCAGAAACCUGCCAGAAAUCCAAGAGAAAGAGCAUUUUGGCGAUGGGGAUAGGAAACGUACAGGUGAAGUUCGGACAGAACGACCUGGAGCAGAGGAGUGGAACUCAGGAGAACAGUCUGGACAACAGCACAAACGAACAGAAACAUAAGCUUCUAGAAGCGGAUAAAACAAGUGGAGGCGAUGGCUGGAAAUACACCAACACCGGGGUGGAACGAGAAGAGUCGGUUCUAAAGAAGAUCAGCACAACCGCAAAGACUCCACUAACCGGUCGUUCCGGGGGCAGCAAGCAGGGUGGGGGGCAAAACAACAACCCUGUGGACUACACCAGUUUCCCAGCACAGGUGGACCUACCUGGCGGUGCGGACAGCGACUUGACUCAGGCUCCGAGAGGUCUGUCAGAUCUGGAAAUUGGCAUGUAUGCUCUGCUUGGAGUCUUCUGCCUUGCUAUCCUCGUCUUCCUCAUCAACUGUGUCAGCUUUGCCUUCCGCUACCGCCACAAAGAGCUUCCUGUGUUGGAGCAGGGCAACAUGAACCAUGCCCACGACUGGGUGUGGCUAGGUAACGAAGCAGACCUGAUGGAUCAUCACGGAGAUCACGGGCCACUGGCACACAACGAUGAGUGCACCACCGCGAUAGAUCGCAACGAAGGUUGCGAGGAGAGCAAGUACCUUCUCAACGGGAGCGGCGUUCAGAAAAGUGGACGUGGCAUCCCCCAAGUGCACUCUGAUCCACGGUCUUGUUUGGGAAACGACCCCAGUGGAAAAAUCGAGCCCCUUAACAACUCUCCCAGCGCUACCAAGCGCAAAAGGGUGAAGUUUACUUCCUUUGCCACCGUACUACCAGACGAAGGCGGGCCGUACACCAACUCCAUCCUUAUUGGGAAUGAAGAUGACAUCAAGUGGGUCUGUCAAGACAUGGACCUGGGGCAGUCAGCCGAGCUCAGGAGCUACAUGGAGAGACUGCAAGACAAUCUGUAGGAGCCGGGAAGAGAACGAAAGAAAGGGAAAGGUAGAGGGCGGACACACAAAAACUCACCAGAAAUGCCUUUGCACUGUGGGGGGAAUGCAGGGAGACAGGGAGGGAGGAAUUAUUAAAGAAUCGAAAGUGGACGCAAGCAGGGAGCAGGAAGAAAUAAAAUCCUUUGGGAGUCUCGAGUUAAGUAGGAAAUUCACGAAAAGGGGAAACGGGUGAAAAGAGACUGGCACGUUCGUACUGGCUCCGCCGAACGGUCCAGGUGGCGCAGAGGGAGCAGCUGCCAAUUGGCUAGCACAGGGACAGAACGCCAGUUACCGACAUCCCGAAUAAACAAGCCCAAACAAGACCAGCGAGAGAAAGAAAGAAAGGAAACAAGCUUGACAGCUGUACAGAAAAUCACAGUCCAUGGAAGUUGAUAAAAAGCAGUUGUUAUCGCUAAUGUAAUUUAGUGUUUUGAUUUUUUUCUCGUUUCAAAUCAUUGGGACGUUUACAACAGAUCUUAUUUUUUUAGAUAAUCCCAGUUUUUUUGUUUGUUUUUAGAUUAGUAUGUAACUAGACCAAAACAGCCCCUCAAUGCACCCGGCCCGGCCCAGAUCCAGGUGUUUGUUUUUUGUUUUCCGCUCUUUUUGUACUGUCUGUCCCUCCUGCCUGAAUCCAAGAGAGCUGGGGUACAAGGAUGUGUGGGAUUCCCCCUGGCUGGAGUCUGUACCAGCUGUAUCUGCACACACACUGUUUAAGGAGUCCUCCCUCUCCAUCUCUCCUCUGGGAGAAAAACACAAGACAUCUAUGAUGAAAAGCAACAUGUGAAUAAAAAGACUCCCCAUGCACUGUUCAUUUGAUCAAGUGAAUGUGGGAUAAAAAAGACUGAGGACUUCUUUUGAGUCCCAUCGGGGGGUUGUUCAUUUGCACAAUAAGAAUAAUACAGAAAGUGCAUAGAGCGACCCUCAGCUGAUCUGCUGACUGUCCUUACAGCAACUGAUCCAGACCUUCAACCUGACAGAUGCGAUGUUGAACAUGGGACGGACAGUGUAGAAAUACAAGCCCACAAAUUUGAGUUGUGUUUGUUAUAAACCCAUAUGAUUGCUGUGAUAGGAAAAUAUACAAGAGUAGAUAUGGUCUAUUACUCUCCACUAUGGUAAAUGUAUGAAUGUUUCUCUUUUUAUUGAGGUGAAAUGUACAUCGUUUACCCCCUUUUUACAUGGCUGGAGCACCUGCCCAUGGUUUUUACAUGUCCUAUAGGUUUGAAAGCAACUUUCUAUUUCUGCCUCACUAACCCCAGCGUUUACCCGGCUCCUUGAAUUCUUGUUGUUUAUAUUACUGAAGAGUUGUAGGGAAGGACCGAUGUGGAAACCUUCUCUUUGAAAGCUCAGGUGAAAAUACGCUCACAGAUGAACAGUGGUAAUAUUCAAAUGUAGGUUGUAAGAAUGCAAUAUUUAUUUGUAAGUGUAAUAUGAGAUAGGAUGUAAAUAAAAUGAUUGAAACUUUCUUGUGGACACUGCAAAAAGGCUGUUGCCUACAUUUUCACAAUCGACACAGAGAGUCAUGAGGCCGUUUGAGUGUAUCAUAUUUUAUGUUCAAAUCUGAUUUCCCCCGAAGGAAUAAAAAAGAUAGGCUUUAAUAUGUUAAGACAUGUCAUUGGUUUUGUCAGAAUAUCAGAUUCCACAUUUCCACAGGGUUCGGUCUUUUCCUUUGAUAGAUUAUUUCUGUUUGUUUCAAAGGUGUUUGAUUUAGUUCAAUCUGUGAAGUAGGGUAGAGCAGAUUUAAUUGUAAUUGGAAAGUAUUUAUAUAAAUGUAUAAGUUUUUUU